Opisthorchis viverrini is the source of this 384-nucleotide messenger RNA. RefSeq lists its product as hypothetical. The transcript has 3 exons. Bases 1 to 384 code for a protein of 127 amino acids. The record is from RefSeq and is a predicted model, not a curated record. Lineage: Eukaryota; Metazoa; Platyhelminthes; Trematoda; Opisthorchiida; Opisthorchiidae.
AUGGCCUUGGUUAGGUCGACUCGACUUCCUGGCUUUGAGCCUUUUAACGCAAUGAAUCUUCUGCGGGCCGAAAGACACGCGAAGUGGACACGUACGGGAGAUAGAAAGGAAGUAGUGCGUGACUGUCGAUCAUUUAACAUUGAGGCUAAAGCGAGGAAAAAAAUCACCAAACAAGAGCCCCUUAGCAGACAUGUGGCAAGAUGUCUCAGGUGGUUAGAGCGCGGAUUUACUAACCGGAAGGUUCGCGGUUUGAACCCGACCUAUGCCCCUCAACUUUUCCUGUCUGGGCUUGGGCAACCUGGCGGUAUACCAGCACUCGUGCUUCCCUCGGGUAGCAUGGCAGCUAGGCACCGAAAGGGCGUCACAGAUGAACAGUUUUUUUAA